AUUUUGUUGGUUUGUUAUUUCGAUCUUGACAUCUAUUUCUCCAUAUUUUUAGAGUUUUUUAGUAUUGUGAGUUUACUGAUUCUAUGACGAGUUUUGAAAGGAUUGUAACUCAUCCUGCUACUGCUACGGUUGCCAAAGAAGUGAUAGAACAGCCUAAUGUCAACCUUGAAUCCCUAAAACAGGACCCACGGACAGGACAACUUCUUGGAACUGGUCGCAAGAGUCUUUGCAAAUUCCAUAUCAACAAAUCUUCCAAGUCUGUGCUGCUACUAACAUUUCUCCUCCCCAUUUGUGGCACUCAUGACUCGGACAUACCUCUGUCGCAACCAGCUUUAUCUUUUUCGAGUAGUCAUUCUCAUUCUACUGCUCCUUUUGAUCUUGUGCAUUCUGAUGUUUGGUGUCCAUCUCCUACACCCACCAUGGGGGCUGCUUAUCUUAUUAAUCGCAUUCCAUCAUCAGUCCUUAAUAACCAGUCUCCAUAUGAGCGUCUGCAUGGUAUUCUUCCUGCUUAUAAUCUUCUUAAGGCAUGCUUGGUUGCCAAGGAUUUUACACAGGAGUAUGGAAUCAACUAUGAAGAGACAUUUGCUCCAGUUGCUCGUCUUACAUCUGUGCGCAGUUUGCUUGCUAUUGCUGCUAUACGGAGAUGGAAAUUGUUUCAGAUGGAUGUGAAAAAUGCUUUUCUUAAUGGUGACUUAGAAGAAGAAGUUUAUAUGAAACCACCUCUUGGGCUCCACCAUCCUCCAAACAAGGUGUGUCGAUUGCGCCGAGCAUUAUAUGGGUUGAAGCAAUCCCCUCGAGCUUGGUAUGCAAAGUUUAGUGCUACUGCGAGUGAGUUUGGUUUUACUUCCAGUCCACAUGAUACAGCUUUGUUCAUUCGUAAGACUACUCGGGGUAUGGUUCUUUUACUUCUUUAUGUUGAUGACAUGAUUAUUACUGGAGAUGAUGUCGCAAGUGUUGAGGAGUUAAAAACUGAUACCAUGUUAGAAAUUGAAAAGAAGGAGAAAUAUCUGAAGAAAUGUUUAUUGCUUUCUUGAAUUAUACUAUAUGUACAAUGACCUAUAUAUAGGUGUUUACAAAGAGAAUAUUCUAAGGUAUAAAGUAUAUAAAGAGAAUAUUCUAAA
Messenger RNA from Rubroshorea leprosula, 1121 nucleotides. The record is from the annotation of a GenBank genome assembly. Lineage: Eukaryota; Viridiplantae; Streptophyta; Magnoliopsida; Malvales; Dipterocarpaceae.